Procambarus clarkii (red swamp crayfish) is the source of this 1464-nucleotide messenger RNA. The record is from RefSeq and is a predicted model, not a curated record. Lineage: Eukaryota; Metazoa; Arthropoda; Malacostraca; Decapoda; Cambaridae.
GUCAACACAACAGACCAGUUCUGGCAUUGGGCGCAGAAUGUGAGCAUACAGGAACUUCGCGCUCAGCGAUGGUACAAUGGCGAUCCUCCGUAUGGUCUCAGAGGCUUCCUAGACGACCGAGCAAAUAGAAUUCUUGGUUAUGGAAUAAUACGGCAGAUAAGAAGUGACCCCCGGAGGUGCAAAGUUCCCAUCGCCAUGAGGAAUAUUAUACAUAACUGUUCGGGAAGUCGAUUGGAUGAGAUAGAAGACACAAGAAAUUUUUGUGACGGUUGGUCAGCAGAAGAAAUUGUUCAUGGUUCUUGUGUCCAUGAUGAGUUCCGUUACAAAACAGCUGCAGAGCUUCAGACAUAUUCCACUCAAGGCAUUCUUGGUACUUACAGCGGUGGUGGCUAUGUAAUUAGUCUGAAUUCCAUCGAAGCAGAAGACAAACAGAAGUUGAAAACUAUGCCAACGAUGGGAUGGAUUGAUAAAUACACUCGUGCAGUCUUGGUGGAGUUUUCCAUAUAUAAUGCAAAUGUGAAUCUCUUUUCAACGUGCUCAAUUAUUGCAGAGUUUAAUGAAGGUGGGGGAGUGACCCCUUCUUGGAGAUUUGAGCCCGUCCAACUAAUACAGAAUCCAGGAAGUUUUGGAUAUAUUGAAAAUUUCUGUCAAAUGACUUUUGUGAUUGUCACAGUCAUCCUUACAGUAUGGGAACUUUGGAAGAUUAAGAAAUUGAAAUGGGAUUAUUUGUCCUCAUACUGGAACAUGGCGGAAAUCUGCAUUAUUUUAACAUCCUAUGCUACAAUCUAUGUUUUCGUUGAACGAUAUUUCUUGACGAAAGCUGCUAUGGAAAUAUUCAACAACUCAUACGGAGAUGGUUACGUGAGGCUUGACUCGGCUGUUUACAAAGACAAAUUAUAUCUCCACUUGAUCGCUAUCAUAGUAUUCUUCUCCACAAUGAAACUGAUCAAAUUGCUGCAGUUCAAUAAGAGGAUAGAUGUGCUGGCGCUCACAGUACGGCGGUGCUGGGAUGAACUCAUUGUUUCCUUCAUAGCAUUUUGCAUUGUUUUCAUUGCUUUCAAUAGUGUGUUUCAUUUUACCCUUAUGACAGAACUACUACACUUCUCCAGUUUUCUAUCUUCUGCCACAGAGAGCUUCGAAAUUCUAUUGGGUGUAUUUAAUUUUGAUUCAAUGUACCAUGCCAGUGCUCUUUCCCCAGUCUUUUUUUUCGCAUUCUGCAUCGUCAACACCGUGAUACUCAUCAACAUCAUGCUCACCACCAUCAUGGUGGCCUUCACUGACGCCAAGCUCGAGCUACGACAUCGGAAAAAUAAGUAUGACGUCAUCGACUUUGUAUGGACGCAAGUCCGCCAGAUUUUGAGGCUUGAAGCAGAGCCAGACAACAGUGUGGCGCCAAAUGUAGAGGAUGUGUCGCAGGCGAGAGGUGGUCCAGACGACACCAGCACCGAUCAACUCCCAGAUAAG